AUGGCUGACAAAAUGUCGACGUACUCGCCGCGGGAUGCCAAAAACACGUCUAUCGAACCCAUGAGCGUUGAUCAAGCUAGAUGGAUCACACUGAAGAAAAUUUGCUACAAGGAUCCCUCUGGUAAAGAAAGAUCGUGGGAGUCGGCUGAGAGACAGACGAGACCCAAGAACAGCACGAUUGAUGCCGUGGGUGUGGUGGCCAUUCUACACGACCCCAACUCCUCCAAGGGACCAUCAAUACUCCUUCAGAAGCAGUUCCGCCCUCCUGUCGACAAAGUCACCAUCGAAGUCCCCUCCGGGCUGAUAGACGAGGGGGAAGACCCAGCUACAGCAGCGAUACGAGAACUGAAGGAGGAAACGGGCUACAUUGCGACGAUACCAAAAGAUGCGAAGGCGGCCGAAGGAUUCGUGAUGUUCAAUGAUCCCGGAUUCUGCAAUACCAAUACCAAGAUGAUCUUUGUCGAGGUGGACAUGACAGAUCCCCGCAAUCAAGAAGGGAACCUCAGGCCCGAGAUGGAAGAGGGCGAGUACAUUGAGAGCUUCACCAUCCCCCUGGACAACUUCUGGAAUGAGCUGGAGAAGUUGGAGAACGAUGGCUACGCAAUUGAUGCUCGUGUUGGAACUCUGGCUCAGGGAAUGGAGAUCGCGAAGAAGUGGAAGGACGUAGUCAACCAAGGAGCAUCGUGA
Molecule: messenger RNA, 687 nt
Organism: Exophiala aquamarina CBS 119918
Lineage: Eukaryota; Fungi; Ascomycota; Eurotiomycetes; Chaetothyriales; Herpotrichiellaceae
Product: ADP-ribose pyrophosphatase
Exons: 3
Coding region: 1-687 (228 amino acids)
Biological process (GO): nucleoside phosphate metabolic process; ribose phosphate metabolic process
Cellular component (GO): cytosol; nucleus
Molecular function (GO): ADP-ribose diphosphatase activity
Source: RefSeq, a predicted model, not a curated record